AUGUCUAAGCAAAGAAGGCAGGGCGAGGAGGAUGAGGCCAACUACUACCACGACCGCAGCGGCAACAAGGAGAAGAGUCUCUAUUUGGUUCUAGACGACUGGCACAAGGGCUUCACCAUCCGCAAGAUCGAUGCCGACCGUCCCGACCUCAGCGCCUCCCCUGUCCUCCGGCUAGUGUCACCUAAGCGUGGUCAUGCCAUGAAGUUCGCAGCCCAGGGCGGCUACAUCAUCGCCACGAGCAACAUACAUGCCGGAACCCUCUUCUACGACACUGACACCGCCGGACUGGCCGUCGGCCCUCCCGUUCCAGACACACUGCUUUGUGGCUUCAACACCUUCCUGACCUCCGACGCCGGUGACACGCUGUUCGUGUUCGCCUUCCACUUCAUGGAGCGGCCUGUGUCCUUUGAGCCGAUGGCGAAGCUGCCGACGACGGAAGACGACAACCUGCUGCCCACCGACUGGUCCUGGAGAAGCAUGACGACGCCCUUCACCAAGGACGAGAUGAUCUUCUCCUACGCGCUGCACCCGGAUGGGCGCACCAUAUUCGUGUCCUCGUGGAGCAGGGCGGUCUGUGGCACGUACUCCGUCGACACCAGGAGCUGCAAGUGGAGGCGCCAUGGGGAGUGGAUGCUACCUUUCAGAGGCCGAGGCUACUUCGAUGCCGAGCUAGACGCAUGGGUCGGGCUGCACGAGGACGGAUACGUCUGCUCCUGCCAGGUUGCCUCCCGCAGCGGCGGCACCACGCAGCAGCCGGAGUGGAAGAUGGCUGGCGAGCGUAGGAUGUGGAUCCCGUGGCAUCAGCUGGAGUUUCGCCUGCGUCGGAUGUGA
Messenger RNA from Triticum aestivum (bread wheat), 831 nucleotides. RefSeq lists its product as uncharacterized. The record is from RefSeq and is a predicted model, not a curated record. NCBI's taxonomy places the organism in Eukaryota, Viridiplantae, Streptophyta, Magnoliopsida, Poales, Poaceae. The transcript has a single exon. The coding region runs from base 1 to 831 and encodes 276 amino acids.